Molecule: messenger RNA, 1932 nt
Organism: Lindgomyces ingoldianus
Lineage: Eukaryota; Fungi; Ascomycota; Dothideomycetes; Pleosporales; Lindgomycetaceae
Product: MFS general substrate transporter
Exons: 3
Coding region: 322-1773 (483 amino acids)
Biological process (GO): transmembrane transport
Cellular component (GO): fungal-type vacuole membrane
Molecular function (GO): transmembrane transporter activity
Source: RefSeq, a predicted model, not a curated record
CUCAACACAGCGAAGUGCCGCUCCUCUAUCGUUGCUGUGCCUUUCUUUUCAAUUAUUAAUGGCCACCACCAUGCCGGUUCUCACCCGGUUCUCCCCUGGCUCUCCCAGCUCUUCCCCACCCUAUCCUUCAAUUUUUUCUUCCGUGUUUUCGCUGUUCUUAAUAUCUUGUGAUCUUCGAUUUCAUUAUCUCGGUACAACAUUAGACCACAUAUCGCAGUCAUCAGUUCCUGGCUUACGGAAACCUGUCCCACCGAAUCGGGUCAAACGCCAACCAACCGGGUCGCACAAUCACGUUGUGCUCGCGAGACCGACCAAAAAACGAUGGGCCGUGCGAGGAAUCUUAAUGAAACCUCACGUUUAUCUGUCAACGACGAUAUCCGGUCAACGGCUUACGACGAGAAACCCGAAAAGCAGCCCUCAGAAUCCUCAGAUUCAAUACAGAGCUACUCCCGCGAUGAAGUUGAGAAUGUAGAUGCAGAGGAAGAGAGGAACGAUCAUGUGACUGAUAGCACGAACCCGACUGGGGGUUUAGAGCCGGUGGAAUCGAAGCAACCGAGCGUGAACAAUGUGGCGGCGAUACCAGAUGGUGGGUUUUGGGCCUGGUUGCAGGUUUUAGGGGCUUUCUUUUUAUUCUUUAAUUCUUGGGGAAUAAUAAAUACCUUCGGCUCAUAUCAGACCUACUACGAAACCGACCUCCUUCCAGACUCCACCCCUUCCGCAAUUUCAUGGAUUGGCUCCACUCAGGCCUUCUUGCUGCUCAUCGUCGGAGCCAUCACAGGUCCAGUCUACGAUGCCGGGCACUUCCGCAUUCUUCUCGUUAGUGGCUCCUUUAUGCUCGUCCUUGGUCAGAUGAUGCUCAGUCUAUGCAAAGAGUACUACCAAGUACUUUUGGCGCAGGCAUUCUGCAUUGGCAUUGGGUGCGGUGCGCUAUUUGUCCCUAGUGUUGCAAUCUUGAGUACGUAUUUCAGUACAAAGGUUGCCACGGCCGUUGGAAUUGCGGCAGCUGGCAGCUCUCUAGGUGGUGUCAUCUACCCUAUAGUCUUCCACAAACUCCUCCCCCAAAUCGGAUUCGGGUGGACAACUCGCGUCAUCGGCUUCAUAAUCCUUGGCACCAUGGUCAUCCCGAACGCUUGCAUGCGCGUGCGCGUCCUUCCCGCCAAAAAGCGUUCUCUCCUCGACCUCGCCGCCUUCAAACUCCUCCCCUACACCUUCCACUGCUUAGGUUUCUUCCUCGGCUUCGUCGGCCUCUACAUGCCAUUCUUCUACUCCCAAGUCUAUGCCAUCGAACAACACAUCGUGUCGCCCGAUCUGGCCUUUUACCUCCUCGCUGUCAUGAACUCGACCUCUGUCUUUGGCCGCAUCAUCCCCAAUUGGCUCGCCGAUAAAGUCGGCCCCUACAACGUCGUUAUUCCUUGUACCCUCGUGUCUGGAAUUCUCUGUUUCUGCUUCAUCACUGCGGACACGUCUGCGGGUCUUAUUGUGCUGAUCGGAUUCUACGGUUUCUUUUCUGGAACGUUUGUUUCGUUACCGCCGACGAUUAUCGUGCAUUUGAGCCUCGAUGCCAGACAUAAAAUUGGCACAAGACUGGGGCAGAGUUUUGCGUGUAUAGCAUUGGGGUUGUUGAUUGGGACUCCGAUUGGGGGCGCGAUAUUGGAUGCCAGUGGGUAUAAUGCAGUGUGGGUGUUUGGGGGGACUAUGUUGUUGGGUGGGGCGGUGGUAUUGACGUUAUCGAGGGGCUUUUAUAAGGGUUAUGGGCUGGGGAUAAAAGCUUAGGGGUUUGGAGAAGUUUGGGAAUCUACAUAGGUUUUGUAUAUAUAGGGUGUAUAUGAAGUAUUUAGCUGUAUGAGCUGGUGGUUCAUACAGUUCUGUGGCGAGAGCCCAAAAACUUUCCGAAUUGCGUCGUUUACUGCGAUAUUCUAAUCCGAACUGCGG